Orbilia oligospora ATCC 24927 is the source of this 741-nucleotide messenger RNA. RefSeq lists its product as uncharacterized. Bases 1 to 741 code for a protein of 246 amino acids. The record is from RefSeq and is a predicted model, not a curated record. The transcript has a single exon. NCBI's taxonomy places the organism in Eukaryota, Fungi, Ascomycota, Orbiliomycetes, Orbiliales, Orbiliaceae. Gene Ontology annotation, molecular function: hydrolase activity.
AUGGGAUCUCCGUACUUCUAUCUAGAAUUCCUUAUAUCAUGGGCCUUUAAGCUUCGAUCUUCAGGUUUCAAGAACCCAGCCGUCUUUGCUCUUGACUACACAUUGGUACCCGACGCCAAGUUCCCCACCCAACUAAACGAGGCACACAAAGGGUACCAAGUUGUACACCAGCUUGCCCCGGCUGCGGAAAUAGUUGUCUGUGGCGACAGUGCCGGAGGGAAUAUUGCCCUCAGUUUACUAUUACACCUAGCAAGGCCACGGAAAGACAGCGGAACCGGGGAAGCUUCCUACCUCAGACGGCCCAGUUACGCGACUCUUAUAUCUCCGUGGACUGUCCUUGUGUCAUCCCAGAAUAAGAACACUGAAAACGACUUUUUGGACGCCAACCAAUUGCACAAGUUCGGGGUAUCUUAUGCAAAUGGUGGGGAUGUGAACGACCCUUACAAGUCGCCGGGGUUAUGCCAGGACAUGGGCUGGUGGGAGGAAGCCCUACCCGUACAUGGGAUACACAUGGUCUACGGGAGUCAGGAGGUUUUUACAAGUGAAAUCAAAUCCCUUGUUUCCAAAUUCGAAAAGAUCAAAUCUGUCAGACUCCGGGUUACAGAGAAACCGACGAUACAUGCAUGGCCCGUUGUCCAAGCCUUUAUCGGGGCGAACAUGCUGCAGCGGGAGGAAGGACUGGAAAUAAUGGCGGGUGCAAUAUCUGAAGCUCUGACAUUGGGAAAACGAAUCCUUAAUUGA